Astrephomene gubernaculifera is the source of this 1311-nucleotide messenger RNA. Lineage: Eukaryota; Viridiplantae; Chlorophyta; Chlorophyceae; Chlamydomonadales; Astrephomenaceae. The record is from the annotation of a GenBank genome assembly.
CCAUAUUAGUCUCCUUUCUACAGGAUGAAGCUUACCUUGUAUCGUCUCCCUAAUCAGGCCCCUUAGCCUACCUGACAUUACCCGACUCGACCCAGUUCUUACACUUUGGCCACCGUGGUUAACCUAUAGAAUAAUUAAUACAUAGGACGCUGCGAGCUGGGAAGGAUGGCGGUGGCAGCGACGGCGGCGAGGCCGGCGAUGCUCCCCUCUGGGGUUUUAGCAGGAGUGGACAGGACUGGUGUUGAAAGCCGUGACCCUACAAAACGUUACACGAAGUACGAGCUGAUUGGUCAAGGGGCGCAGAAGAAGGUUUACCGCGCGUUCGAUGAGGAAAGGGGCAUUGAGGUUGCAUGGAAUGAAGUGGCGGUAGGCGAGCUCGCUAACUUCAGGGAGAAGGACCAGCAACGUGUUUUUGCGGAGAUCCGGGUGCUGAAGCAGCUCAAGCAUAAGAACAUCAUGACCCUGCAUGACUACUGGUUUGACGAGCGACGACUGACGCUGAACUUCAUAACGGAGAUAUUUCCUGACGGCACCCUACGGCAGUACCGCCGGCGUCACAAGCUGGCUGACCUCCCCGCGAUCAAGCGGUGGGCGUGGCAGAUCCUGCAGGGCCUGGUGUACCUGCAUGGCCACAACCCGCCCAUCAUCCACCGUGACCUGAAGUGUGAUAACAUAUUUGUGAACGGGACGUCCGGCAUGGUCAAGAUUGGCGAUCUGGGUCUAGUAACGUUGUGCAAGGACUUCUCGGCGCCUCAGAGCGUGUUGGGAACGCCCGAGUUUAUGGCACCGGAAUUGUACGAAGAAAAGUACGACGAGAAGGUUGAUGUGUACGCAUUUGGCAUGUGCUUGCUGGAGCUAGCCACGAUGGAGUACCCCUACUCGGAGUGUCAUAACGCGGCGCAGAUCUACAAGAAGGUCAUGCAGGGCAUCCCGCCAGCUUCCGUUGAAAAGCUGCCCUCCGGCGAGCUCCGCGACUUCAUCCGGCUGUGUCUCGAACACAACCCAGAGCUACGGCCGGAGGCUCGGCAGCUGCUGAAACAUAGCUUCUUUGAGCCCAUUCGCGCGUCUGCAUGUGCUGCGGUGGCCGCAGCCCAUGCAGCAUCUUCUUGCAGCGGCUGUUCGACUCCCAAGGUGACGAUGAGCCCGUCCGUGUCAAUGGGCCCAGCGGAGGCGUCGCUAGCGGCGGCAGCGGCGGCGGCAGCGGCAGCGGGAUCGCUCAGUCGUGUAGGGAGUUUCCUCGCCGGCAGCGUCGACAAUGGUGGACUUGCAUGUGCCUGUCGAGACGGCAGCAACAGCUGCAGCAGUAGCAGC